This is a messenger RNA of Enhydra lutris kenyoni (northern sea otter), 3627 nucleotides long. Its product is annotated as PR/SET domain 1. The transcript has 7 exons. Gene Ontology annotation, cellular component: nucleus; cytoplasm. Gene Ontology annotation, molecular function: histone deacetylase binding; DNA-binding transcription repressor activity, RNA polymerase II-specific; RNA polymerase II cis-regulatory region sequence-specific DNA binding. Gene Ontology annotation, biological process: regulation of transcription by RNA polymerase II; cell fate commitment. NCBI's taxonomy places the organism in Eukaryota, Metazoa, Chordata, Mammalia, Carnivora, Mustelidae. Bases 79 to 2535 code for a protein of 818 amino acids. The record is from RefSeq and is a predicted model, not a curated record.
GCUGCGCGCCAGUCCUCAGCCCGCGGGGGGACGCGGAGGAAAUGUGGACUGUGUAGAGAUGAGCGACACUUUUCUCCGAUGUUGGAUAUUUGCUUGGAAAAGCGUGUGGGUACGACCUUGGCUGCCCCGAAGUGUAGCUCCAGCACUGUGAGGUUUCAAGGGUUGACGGACGGGACCAUGAAAAUGGACAUGGAGGACGCAGAUAUGACUCUGUGGGCAGAGGCUGAGUUCGAAGAGAAGUGUACAUAUAUUGUGAACGACCACCCCUGGGACUGUGGUGCCGAUGGAGGGACUUCAGUUCAGGCAGAGGCAUCCCUACCAAGGAAUCUGCUUUUCAAGUACGCCACCAACAGCAAAGAGGUUAUUGGAGUGGUGAGUAAAGAAUACAUACCAAAGGGAACACGAUUUGGACCUCUAGUAGGUGAAAUCUACACCAAUGAUACUGUUCCCAAGAACGCCAACAGGAAAUAUUUCUGGCGGAUCUACUCCAGAGGGGAGCUUCUCCACUUCAUUGAUGGCUUUAAUGAGGAAAAAAGCAACUGGAUGCGCUAUGUGAAUCCAGCGCACUCUGCCCGGGAGCAGAACCUGGCUGCAUGUCAGAACGGGAUGAACAUCUACUUCUACACCAUUAAGCCCAUCCCUGCCAACCAGGAGCUUCUUGUGUGGUAUUGUCGGGACUUUGCAGAGAGACUUCACUACCCUUAUCCUGGAGAGCUAACAAUGAUGAAUCUCACACAAACCCAGAGCCAUCCAAAGCAGCCCAGCACUGAGAAAAAUGAACUGUGCCCCAAGAGCGUUCCAAAGAGAGAGUACAGCGUGAAAGAAAUCCUGAAAUUGGACUCCAACCCCUCCAAGGGAAAGGACUGCUACCGUUCCAACAUUUCACCCUUCGCUUCAGAAAAGGAGGCGGAUGACUUCCGAAAAAACGGGAGCCCCGAAAUGCCCUUCUACCCUCGGGUUGUCUACCCCAUCCGGGCCCCUCUGCCGGAGGACUUUUUGAAAGCCUAUGGGAUGGAGAGGCCGACCUACAUCACUCACUCUCCCAUCCCGUCCUCCGCGACCCCGAGCCCCUCGGCCAGAAGCAGCCCCGACCAAAGCCUCAAAAGCUGCAGCCCGCACAGCAGCCCGGGGAACACGGUGUCGCCCCUGGCGCCCUGCCCUCCAGACCACCGAGACUCGUACGCCUACUUGAACGCCCCUUACGGCCCCGAAGGCUUGGGCUCCUACCCGGGGUACGCACCGGCCCCGCACCUGCCCCCGGCCUUCAUCCCCUCCUACAACGCCCACUACCCCAAGUUCCUUCUGCCCCCCUACGGCGUGAAUUGCAACGGCCUGGGCACCGUGGGCAACAUGGGCGGCGUGGGCAACCUGAGCCUCUUCCCCAGGCUGUACCCCGUCUACGGCAGCCUCCUGGGCGGUGGCGGCCUGCCGCACCCCCUGCUCAGCCCGGCCUCCCUGCCCAGCUCGCUGCCCUCGGACGGGGCCCGCAGGCCGCUGCAGCCCGACCACGCGCGCGAGGUGCUCGUCCCGGCGCCGCACAGUGCCUUCUCCCUCCCCGGGGCGGCCGCCAGCAUGAAGGACAGGGCGAGCAGCCCCACCAGCGGGUCACCCACAGCCGGCACGGCCGCCUCGGCGGAGCACGUGGUGCAGCCCAAAGCUACCUCAGCGGCGCUGGCGGCCCCCGGCAGUGACGAAGCCAUGAAUCUCAUUAAAAACAAAAGAAACAUGACAGGCUACAAGACCCUGCCCUACCCCCUAAAGAAGCAGAACGGCAAGAUAAAGUAUGAGUGCAACGUUUGCGCCAAGACCUUUGGCCAACUCUCAAACCUGAAGGUUCACCUCAGAGUGCACAGCGGAGAACGGCCUUUCAAAUGCCAGACUUGCAACAAGGGCUUUACGCAGCUUGCCCACCUGCAGAAACACUACCUGGUACACACGGGAGAGAAGCCACAUGAAUGCCAGGUUUGCCACAAGCGAUUUAGCAGCACCAGCAAUCUCAAGACCCACCUGCGACUCCACUCUGGAGAGAAACCUUACCAGUGCAAGGUGUGCCCUGCCAAGUUCACCCAGUUUGUGCACCUGAAACUCCACAAGCGCCUACACACCCGGGAGCGGCCCCACAAGUGUGCCCAUUGCCACAAGAGCUACAUCCAUCUCUGCAGCCUCAAGGUCCACCUGAAGGGGAACUGUCCUGUGGCCCCAGCCACGGGGAUACCUUUGGAGGAUCUGACCCGGAUCAACGAAGAAAUCGAGAAGUUUGACAUCAGCGACAACGCCGACCGGCUCGAGGACAUGGAAGACAACAUCGAUGUGACCUCUGUGGUGGAGAAAGAAAUUCUGGCUGUGGUCAGAAAAGAGAAAGAAGAAACUGGCCUGAAAGUGUCUUUGCAAAGAAACAUGGGGAAUGGACUCCUCUCAGGGUGUAGCCUUUAUGAGUCAUCAGACCCAUCCCUCAUGAAGUUGGCUCACAGCAACCCACUACCUCUGGGGCCUGUAAAGGUCAAACAGGAAACAGUUGAACCAAUGGAUCCUUAAGAUUUUCAGAAAACAAAAAGUGUUUUGUUUUGUUUCUUAACUUAUGACUUGGCAAGUCAGGGUGCCUGUAACAAAUGCUUGUACAUAAUUCCAGUUCUGCGAAGCUCUCCUGACGGCAGAUGGUUUCCCCUCACCUGUCUGGAAUUAAAGAAGGAACUCCAAAGUUACUGAAAUCUCAGGGCAUAAAUGAGACAAAGACAAUAUAUAUAUACAUAUUAUAUAUACUUAUUUACACCCCCAUCUAUAUAUUUGAACCUGUGUAUUUUGAAUAUUUGUGUGGAUAUGUUUGCAUAGCCUUCCCAUUGCUAAGACUAUUGCCUAGCCAUAAUUAUUUUUUCAAUGAUAAUCCUUCAUAAUUUAUUAUACAAUUUAUCAUUCAAAAAGCAAUAAUUAAAAAAGUUUACAAUGACUGGAAAAAUUCCUUGUAAUUUGAGUUAUAAAUGUUAUAUUUUUGUCUUGUGGCUAUUCUUUGUAGAUAGUUUCUGCACAUCUGUCUAAGUACCUACGAUUUAGUAAACAAAUACAUUACUUCAGUUGACCUCCCUCUAUAAUAAUGGUUUGAAAAUGAGGUUUGGUUUUGCCAAAGUUAGACAGUUGAUGUGUUAACUCAUAAGAUCUCACUUGAACAGCAUUGUAUACCUUGGGGGGAAUGUGUGCAGAAUUACCCAAUAAUAACUUCAGUAGAAGAAACAAGAAAGGGAAUCUUGUAUGUUUGUGUAGAUAGUUCAAAUUCUUUUCCCCCUAGCCACAGAUUUACCAGAAAGGAGAUAAGAAGGCUUUGUUAACCUGUCUUCCUCUCCAAAAAGCAGGGUCACCUCACCCCCAAAGUCACAUGGCCAUUCAGAGUGGUCAUGUGACCUUUGCAUCCCAGUGUAUUAUCUGAAAAUGUGAAUGAGACAAACUGCCAUGUUUAAAACCGCCGCAAAAUGUUCCCAAAGCACAGGUGGUUUUGUAUGUGUGAGGUUUGGGGGCUUGAGUCUGGGUGUUGUUUUUGUUAUUGGGGUUUUUUGUUGUUGUUGUUAUGUCAAAAUUGCACAAACAUGGUGCUCUACCAGGAAGGAUUUGAGGUAGAUAGGCUCAGGCCACACCUUA